Lycium ferocissimum is the source of this 3347-nucleotide messenger RNA. Its product is annotated as putative pumilio homolog 8, chloroplastic. The transcript has 5 exons. The record is from RefSeq and is a predicted model, not a curated record. Gene Ontology annotation, cellular component: cytoplasm. Bases 402 to 2246 code for a protein of 614 amino acids. Gene Ontology annotation, molecular function: mRNA binding. NCBI's taxonomy places the organism in Eukaryota, Viridiplantae, Streptophyta, Magnoliopsida, Solanales, Solanaceae. Gene Ontology annotation, biological process: post-transcriptional regulation of gene expression.
CACUGUGUGUGUGUGUGUGAGUGAGUACUGAGUACUUACAAAUACAAAUACUACGAAACUUUGCCUCUUCAUUUUAAUGGCGUGAGUUAGCACUACCAUAACCAACAACACCACCACUCUUCUUCCCACUCAUUACCAAACACCCCAUCUCUUCUUUGAAUACCCAAAACCCCAAAAUAACAAAGAAAAAAAAAAUCUUCCUUAAUUCCUAAUGCAAACUUUAAUUUUCUGAUCACCAACUUUAUGUAAUCUUUCUCUGAUAUUUCUAGGUCCUGUAUAAGUCUAAUGUAUUGUUCUGGGUGUUCUAUGUUUUAUGUCUUAGAAUAGUUGUCUUGUUACACGUACGUGUAUUUUCUGUCUGUUUGUUUGCUAUAUAUAGUGAAGAGUUUUGUGUUGUUGUGAUGUAUAGAGGUAAAGAAAAGGGCAUUGAAGGAAAAAUGAAAGGUCAUGAAGAAAUUAUGUUAAGGAUGUUUAAGGAAGAUGUUUCAUAUUUGAAUCAUCAUAAUCAGUAUGAUCAGUUCUCUCCUUCAGGUUCAAGUUCUUUUUCUGGUGGGUGUGGUUUUUAUGGUGAUGAUUUAGCUGAUUCUUGGAAUGUAUUUGAUCACAAUAUUCAUCAUCAAGGACUAGUUGAUACUACUACUAAAGGACAUUUUGGUUCUGGUUGGUUUAAUGACCAAGAUUUUGAUAAAGUUGUUGACAUAGGUGCUCUGUCUCAGAGAUUUUAUGGUAUGAAUAUUGAUGAUAAGGUUGGAUUUGGUGAUGGUUUUUUCAAUGGAACAGGAAAUUCGGAUCAUGGUAUUUCUGAUUUUCAAGUGUCAUCAGGUGUGUUAGGUCAUAGGAACACAUUGAGUGGACAGAGAGGUGAUUUUUGUGAUUCAAUGGGGCCUAUUUGUCAGGAAGAAAAAAUUAAUUAUGAAUACUUGUGUAACAUGAAUAGGCCAUGUAGUAACAAUGAGGGUCUUCAAUAUGAUGAUGUUGUUGUUGAUAGGAGAUUUUUUAGCUCGUUACAUGGUUCUAACUUGAUAAAUCCCAGUAGGAUAGGAUUAAGUUCUGAAUGUGAUUGUUCAAUUGCUAAGCAAAGGAUUAAAUCAGUAAAUAACCCUUUUUCUCCAUUGCCAAAUUCAAGAAUCCAAGAUAGUUAUAGUUAUGAAGACAGCUUUAUUCUUCAAGGGGAAUCUUUAAAAUAUGGUUCUGAACAGAGAGGUUUACUAAAGGGUCACAAGAAAAAAUCAAGAAAUGAGGCUAAAAUAGAAAGGUUGCAAGAAAAGAAACCAGCAAGGGAAGGAAAUGUAGAGAAAAAUAUGUAUUUGGCAGCAAAAGAUCAGAUGGGGUGUAGGUAUUUACAGAGGAUAUUUGAUGAAGGGACAUCUGAAGAUGUUCAGAUAAUAUUUAAUGGAAUUAUUCAUUAUAUACUUGAGUUAAUGAAGGAUCCAUUUGGUAACUAUCUUGUUCAGAAAUUAUUGACUGUUUGUAAUGAUGAACAAAGAAUGCAGCUUGUGCUUAUGGUGACUAAAGAUCCAGGAGAACUUGUGAAAACAUCUAGAACAACACAUGGGACUCGUGUUGUGCAAAAGUUAAUUGAGACAAUGAGGACCAGGCUGGAAAUUUCCUUAGUUAUAAGGGCUAUUCAACCUGGUAUUCUUAAUCUCAUGAUGGAUGUCAAUGGAAAUCAUGUGAUUCAACGUUGCUUGCAUUGUUUAAGCAAGGAUCAUAACAAGGUUAUAUUUGAUGUUGCGAGUAAGCAUUGUGUUGAUAUUGCAACACAUCGUUAUGGAUGCUGCGUGUUGAAUAAAUGCAUCACUUAUUCAACUGGGAAGCAACGUGAGAAGUUGCUUGUUGAGAUUUGUUCCAAUGGGCUUAAGCUUGCUCAAGAUCCUUUUGGGAACUAUGUUGUUCAAUUCAUAAUAGAGUUAAAAAUACCCUCUGUUGCUGCCAUGUUGCUCUCUCAGUUUGAAGGGCGUUAUGUAUACCUCUCAAGGCAAAAGUUUAGCAGCCAUGUUAUUGAAAAGUUGCUGAAGUGUUUUGAAGAAAGCAGGUCGAGAGUCAUCAAUGAAUUAGUCUCAGAACCUCAUUUUGAUCAGUUGCUGCAAGAUCCGUUUGCUAACUACGUGAUUCAGUCUGCACUUUGUGUUACUAAGGGAUCCGUUCGAGCUAUGUUGCUUCAUGCUGUGCGGCCUCACAUGCUUCUCCUGCGCACCAGUCCAUACUGCAAAAAGAUCUUCUCUCGGCGACUACUGAAAAAGUAAUGCUCCAAGCGAGAGUAAAAUGUUGUUGUUCUCUUACUAUUUACCUUAUCUAUUUAGGUAACUGGAUGUGGAAUGUAUCUUAUCUGUGAUCCUCUUAUGGUGAUCAGUAACAUAUUAGACUGUUGUAUGUCAUGCAAAAUUUUGGUUGAUGCGUCUUUGUAUGAUGCACUGUCUUUUUGCUCAAACUUUCGGCAGUGUAAGAUUGUAAGGGAUGGUGACGAUAUCUUGACUUUAUCUAAAUUAAGUUCCUGUUUCUGUUACUGGUCAUUCAUAUUUCACAGAUGUUCAACAGGUUGAAGCUACUUGAUUCUUUUGUAUGAUUUUAAUGCUUAUCAGGUGUACUUAACAUCAUGGGAAUUGGCCAAAGAGAGAAAGCAAUCUUCAACUCUUUAAGCUAGGUGAAUGUUUGCUUUACUUGACAGUGGGAAUAGAUGACAUAUAUAUAUAUAUAAAGGAUAUUAUGCCAACAGAAAAUGCGAAGAUUUUCUAGUGCUAUAAAAACUAACUUUUUUAAUGAUAUUGGACUAAGAUCAGUUUAAACGAAGUGACAUGGAUAGUGAAAAUUCAUAUAACUAGCCUCAGCUUGCUUGGAAUUGAGACGUAAUUGUAGCAAUUUGAUGAAUGAAAGAUCAAUACGAUGGAUGCAAAUCAUUAGAAAAUGUCCUAUCAGUAUAACUGGGUGCAAGACGAACUGAUGGAUGCAAAUUAUUGCAAAAAAACAUAUUUAGAUAGCAGAAGGUUGCAUAUUCAAAGUAUCUCACAAGAAAAACAGAGGACUAAAAGCUCAAGUGAAACAGAGUACACUCAAAUCAUCAAACUGAUGCCAACUCUCAAAUAUAGGGGAUAGCAUAUAUUUAUUCUGGUCAUUAUAAAACAGAGGUGAGCAAAUCCUCUUCAUUCCUCCUCUUGUCCAAGCAGAGCCAACAACAUACUCUCAUAAUCUCCCCUUGUGUCUUUGGCAAUGGCACGACCAAGAGGGAUGCUAUCCCUCUUCUGGUACUCAUUAGCGAUAUUUUUCAAAUCAACUUCAGCCCUUGUUGCAAUAACUCGGGUCAGAUGAUCUUCCUCUGUCCCUCUCCUGUUAAUGGCAUCACGAAGAAC